Molecule: messenger RNA, 590 nt
Organism: Euleptes europaea (tarantolino)
Lineage: Eukaryota; Metazoa; Chordata; Lepidosauria; Squamata; Sphaerodactylidae
Gene: PTTG1
Product: PTTG1 regulator of sister chromatid separation, securin
Exons: 5
Coding region: 12-590 (192 amino acids)
Biological process (GO): chromosome organization
Cellular component (GO): cytoplasm; nucleus
Source: RefSeq, a predicted model, not a curated record
UGAUACCAAGGAUGGCCACCCCUAUCUUCAUAGAUAAAGAAAAUGGUAACAUUGGCACCACUGCUGCUUCAAAGGCUCGUCUGAGACUGCUAUCAGCACCUUCGAAGGCCUGUGUUGAAAAAUCUCACCCAAAGACGCCGCUUGCUGGAAGGACAGCUAAUAUAAAUUCAGCAACUGUCUGUUGCGUCAAGAAGGCUCUAGGAAACCUGAGCAGGACUGUAACAUCCACAAAGCACCAAAUCCCAAAAGGAAAGAAGUUCAUAUCUGCAAAAAAGGUUGCUGAGAACACAGGUAGGAUUGGAGGCUGCAGCAUGGCCACUGAAGACUGUCCAGAAAAGGAGAAUUUCUUUCCCUGUAAUCCUCUAGACUUUGAGAGUUUUGAGGUUCCUGAGGAGCACAGACUGAGCCAUUUAUCACUGACUGGUGUUCCUCUUAUGACAUUUGAAAAUGCAUCUGAGAGGUUCCAAAGCAUGAUCCAUAUAACUGGAAAGCCACCUUCAGUUUCUUGGGACUUUGAUACUCUUCAGUCAACUACAGACUUCCUACCUACUUUGGAUGAAAUAGUAAUUGACUUGCCCUUUCCUCUGUAA